Molecule: messenger RNA, 1953 nt
Organism: Ostertagia ostertagi
Lineage: Eukaryota; Metazoa; Nematoda; Chromadorea; Rhabditida; Trichostrongylidae
Source: the annotation of a GenBank genome assembly
AUGCAGGGCGAGGGAGCCAUUCUGAGUGUACAGCCUUCAAGAAAUGAUAGUCCAAGGUCUCGAAAAGCAUUCCUCCCCAUCGGCGAACUCUCCGUAGUCGACCCAAAUGCAAUGAACGGACUAAUGGAAGACGUUCUUUCCGGGGAAGAAAUGGUUGAAAUCCACUUAGAGAAGCCGGCGAAGACUGCGGCACCCGAAAUGAACAACUCACACCAAAGAAGAGGACUCCGCAAGUUUCGAACACUAGCAUGCAUGUACUGCAAAGGAGACCACAAACCGGCCGAGUGUGGAAAAUACAAGACUCCGCAAGAACGCGCUCAAUACCUACGAGAAAGGAAUCUGUGCCAGACCGCAACUAGAGUCAAUAUAGUGGCGGACGAUAGGACAAGCCAAGUUCAUCACGAAGAUGAGGAGCAACGAAUGCAGUGCGAGGGAGCCAUUCUGAGUGUACAGCCUUCAAGAAAUGAUAGUCCAAGGUCUCGAAAAGCAUUCCUCCCCAUCGGCGAACUCUCCAUAGUCGACCCAGAUGCAAUGAAUCUUAGAAAAAUUCAAGUGCUGAUCGACACCGGAGCAGAAAUGUCCUUCAUUGAAACCAACUUAGCAAACAAGCUAAGUUUAUCAACAACCGAGGAAAGGUUGUUGAGCUAUCACACUUUCGGGUCAGAGAAAGUACAGAAGAUGCAGUCGCGUCGAGUUCAGUUACCAGCAUGGGACAACGACGGUCAAUUGAGCUAUCACACUUCCGGGUCAGAGAAAGUACAGAAGAUGCAGUCGCGUCGAGUUCAGUUACCAGCUUGGGACAACGACGGUCAACUUCACAUGUUGGAUCUGCUAACAAGCGACAUAUUUAUGAAAGAUUUUGCGGUUCCACCUCUAUCAGAAGAAGACGAAGAAGCUCUUCGAUCACUCAAUCUGCAGCCACCAUUGAAAAUGGUUAGGAACCAACAAGCGAAACCAAGCAUCCUACUGGGAUCUGACCAAGCAUGGCAAUUUUUCAAAGCUAACUGUUCGCACGCUCAACUCCCAUCAGGUCUUCAUGUUUUACCAACCACGAUGGGUAAUAUUCUUGCAGGACAGUUGAAAGAAAAACAAAAGAUUCUGCAUUUACGUCUCAAUAGUGAGCCUGAAGAACUCACCCAGUGGGACAAGUAUUGGUCAUUAGAGCCACAAGUGAAUAUGGUUCAAGAAGACUUUAACCUCAGUCUAAUCGAGUUUGCAACAUUAUGUGUUCCCGAUUUCAGGCUGGAUCCACGCGAUGUGGAAGGAGGUCCCAAGUAUCUGAGCCGUAUGAUACUAGAGUUAAAGCCUACGAGCCAGAGAUUAGAAGGAGACCUAACAGCUGUCCUCAACGAAAUAAAAGUUCAAGUGAAUAUCACUACAUCACUGCGAAACGAAUGGUUUCGCCUCCUUUGCAGUACCACACUUCACGAGAUGGGAACAGCUGAAAGACCUCAGCUUCUGAAUCAGCAUCUACUAACGGCCAACCUCACAAAAGAGCGACUCCUGCGUCUCGGCACUCGUAUUUGUUCGACGGACCGAAUUUAUGGAGAGCAAUGCCAAAGAUCAGGAGUUGGCGGCCAGGAGAGAAGAGUGGUUACAGAUAGAAAGUCAUACCAAGGACGUGAUGGCGCUCAUCGAGCGAGAUGUACGACGUUGGGAACAACGAUAAAAGAAAUCACGAGAGUACAUGGCGUUAAGGAUGGAGCCAAGAAAUCCGAUGAAAGCGUGAAGGCUUCUCGACCCGACAAACCCCAACCAUCGCAGGAGACCGACGACCAAUAUUUCGAUCGUUUGCUUCGUGAGUCAAGUGGUGAUCAAGUCGAAGAGACGCAGAAAAACGAAGGAAAGGAAGAUGGAAACAGUCAUCGGACAGAUGCGCCCGAGAAACCGUGCAGCAGCAAAACUUGUUCAAGGAAGAGAGCAUUAACCACGAAGAAUCCACUGCUUCAUUAG